CGCUCUCUAACUUCGCUCAUUGUCAGUUGUUGUUUAGUUUAUCCAUCAUGAAGAUCGAAAUUUUAUUAACCGUUUGCAUCACAUUCCUUUCACUGGAAAGUCUGACCACAGGUGCAGUUGGAAACCCGAUCGAAUCGGAAAACUUGUCGGUGUCCCGUUCGGCGUUGCACACGAGCCCGGAAUUCGACCAGGACUACGAUUCGAAGGAGUCGUCCGCGUCCAAGGAGCCGUCGCAGGAGUUCUCCAAGGAAUCUUCCAAAGAAACUUCGAAGGAAUUUUCGUCGGAGGAGGUGUCGAUGUCCGGCAGGAGGCAGGAUAGAGGCCAACGUGAUUUGUACAGUAACAUCAGGAUUGUCAGAGAAACCAGUAAAUUAAAUGUGACGUCGUCCAGGAACGAAACGGGAUUGUCGGAGUCUGACAUUAUUUCGAGAAGAAUUUUAGGAGACUCGUUUUUGAUGCACAACUCAACGGGAGUUGAUAAUAAUUGGCAAUUAAAUAUUACAGCAAAACCCAAGAUGAAAUGAGGACAUUCAUGAUAGUACAUCACUACUAAUUUUAAUGUAUUUCAUAUAUAGCAAUAUAUAUGUCGUCAUUUUA
Messenger RNA from Aethina tumida (small hive beetle), 597 nucleotides. RefSeq lists its product as uncharacterized. Lineage: Eukaryota; Metazoa; Arthropoda; Insecta; Coleoptera; Nitidulidae. The transcript has 3 exons. The record is from RefSeq and is a predicted model, not a curated record. The coding region runs from base 48 to 524 and encodes 158 amino acids.